Messenger RNA from Acanthosepion pharaonis, 702 nucleotides. Lineage: Eukaryota; Metazoa; Mollusca; Cephalopoda; Sepiida; Sepiidae. The record is from the annotation of a GenBank genome assembly.
AUGUUAUCCCGCCUUCACCACUUCCCCUCCUGUCUUCAUUUCUUUCUUAAUUUAUUAUUUCCUUCCUUUCUCUUCCUUCCUUUUCCCUCCACUCCCCCUAAUUUCAUUCCUUCCCUUUUCCGUCCUUCCUUCCAUCUUCACACGUUUCUUUCUUUCUUUCUUUCUUUCUUUUAUUCAUUUCUUCCUUUUUUUCUUUUCCUCCUUCCUUUCUCCGUUCUUGAUUCCUUUUACCAUACUUCUUCCUCUCUCCCUUUCUUUUUCUCCUCCUUUCCUUCUUUCCUUUUUCGUUCUUACUUCCUUUCUUCAUUUUUGUCCUUUCUUUCUUUCUUUCUUUCUUUCUUUCUUUCUUUCUUUCUUUCUUUAUUCAUUUCUUCCUUUUUUUCCUUUCCUCCUUCCUUUCUUCAUUCUUUCCUUUCUCCGUCCUUCCUCCUUUUUACAAUAUUUCUUCCUCUCUCCCUUCCUUCCUUUUUCUCCUCCCUUCCUUCUUUCAUUUUUCAUUCUCCCUUCCCUUCUUCAUUUCUUUCUUUCUUUCUUUCUUUCUUUCUUUCUUUCUUUCUUUCUUUCUUUCUUUCUAUAAUACUUUUGCCUCCCCCUUCGUCAUUUCUUCCUUUAAUUCCCUUCUUUUUUUCUUUUUUCUUUCAUCCUUUAUUCCUUUCGUCUCUUUCUCCCUCGCUUCACUCCUUUCUUCCAUUUUGUUUGUAG